This is a messenger RNA of Musa acuminata AAA Group (dessert banana), 1380 nucleotides long. RefSeq names its product WRKY transcription factor 71-like. Bases 401 to 1291 code for a protein of 296 amino acids. The transcript has 3 exons. Gene Ontology annotation, molecular function: DNA-binding transcription factor activity; sequence-specific DNA binding. Lineage: Eukaryota; Viridiplantae; Streptophyta; Magnoliopsida; Zingiberales; Musaceae. Gene Ontology annotation, biological process: regulation of DNA-templated transcription. The record is from RefSeq and is a predicted model, not a curated record.
CUUGCAGAAUGUCCUCCGUCUGAUCUUGAUCCAACGGAUGCCAGCGUCUUACCGUGGUAAAUCCCCGCCUCCGGGAUCGACGAGCCCGAUGACUACUUGUCUUCCUCGUGACGGCAACCGGUCAAACGACAGCGCGGCCGUCCACGGCCACGCGUCGGGAGAGCCUUCAAGGCCAAGGAAAGGAGCUGCGACAUUUGACCGCCGCUCCCCCUUCCACUCACGUGACCGACCGCCUGCAGCCGGUUGUCGCUGACUCAUUGCCCGCUUCUCAGGUCACCGUUGACUUUGCGAUGCUCAGCACCACAGAAUAAAGGAAGGCUUCAGCCCCACUCUUCCUCUCCUUCAAGGCCCUGCUGCUCCUCCUCCUCCUCCCACUGCCUCCUCCUCCAUCGCCCUCUCCAUGUCCGCAAACGAUAGAGAGCUGUACUUCCAUGAUGACUUCUCCUUCUACGCCGAGCGAGAUCUGUCGCUGCUCUCCGGUGAGAUGCCGAGCGGUGCUGCCAUCGGCACCCUGCAACCCUUGUCUCCUAUCAUGAGCUUCGAUGACUACUUAAAGCUGGACGCGUUGGACCCUGGCGAGCUCGCCCCUCCUGAGCUAGUGGCCGAUGGUGCUGUCAACUCCACUAACAAUUUGACGCCGUCGACUGGGUGCGGUGCAGGCACGUCGCCUGCAUCACCGAGCUCUUCAGUGCCAUCUUCGUCGACCGAGGCAGCGGGCGAGGAGGACACAAGCCGACGCAAGAAAGAUCAUCUGAAGCAGGAGGAAGAGGAGAUCGAGAUGGAACAAAAGCUACAGUCUAAAGCUGAUAACGACAAGCCCAAGAAAGUGAGCAAACCGAAGAAGAGAGGAGAGAAAAGACGAAGAGAGCCUCGUUUUGCUUUCAUGACCAAGAGCGAGGUUGAUCAUCUUGAAGAUGGCUAUAGGUGGAGGAAGUACGGCCAGAAGGCAGUCAAGAACAGCCCUUUUCCGAGAAGCUACUACCGCUGCACAUCGCCGACAUGCUUGGUGAAGAAGACGGUGGAGAGAUCAUACCAAGAUCCAGCAAUUGUCGUCACAACCUAUGAAGGGAAACACACUCAUCACAGCCCCGCACCUGCUCGAGGAAGCACACAGUCGCUUGCAUCUCCACCGACGGCGUCGACAAGCUUCCGCCACCAUCACCACUACCACCUGAUGCACCAACCAAAUCUGCAUUGCUUCCUGCAAUCUCCUUUCCAGGGAUUUCAAUUCCCUGACUGUGAUCUGCUGCAAGACAUUUUACCUUCCUUCACACAGAAAAGCCAACCAUGAUAUGGCUUAGUUUGCUCUCUCUAUGACUCCACUAUCACUGUACAUGAACGUUCCUAACUAUAAGAUGAUGAGGUUAUGUAGCAAGCAAA